Paramecium sonneborni is the source of this 203-nucleotide messenger RNA. NCBI's taxonomy places the organism in Eukaryota, Ciliophora, Oligohymenophorea, Peniculida, Parameciidae. The record is from the annotation of a GenBank genome assembly.
AUGAAUCAAACAGAUCAAAGCCAAUAAAGUUAAGACAAUCAAUCAACAGUGUUUUAGUAUGAUCCUAAACUAUUUCAACUUUUAUAAAAAGCCUUAUUGCUGGUAUCAAAACAAAAGUAAUAUUUCAUUUAUAAUUUAGACCUCAAAAUCCAAUUAAAUUUGUUGCAGAUUAUAUGAAAUAAAAUAGUGAUGAUGAUUUUUGA